Molecule: messenger RNA, 1668 nt
Organism: Apodemus sylvaticus (European woodmouse)
Lineage: Eukaryota; Metazoa; Chordata; Mammalia; Rodentia; Muridae
Gene: Treml1
Product: triggering receptor expressed on myeloid cells like 1
Exons: 7
Coding region: 391-1404 (337 amino acids)
Cellular component (GO): plasma membrane
Molecular function (GO): transmembrane signaling receptor activity
Source: RefSeq, a predicted model, not a curated record
CUCUCUCUCUCUGUCAGCUGCCUGCUAAUGAGGAUGUAAAGCUCUCAGCUACUGUUCCAGUGUCACACUGUCUUCUGCCAUGAUGGUCUUGGACUAACGCUCUAAACUGUGAGCAAACUUCCAAUGAAAUGUUCCUUAUCCUUCUGUAAAUGAGAACGGCCCACAUAGACUCAUAUACUUGAAUGCUUUCCUUAAACGUCCUUUUAGGACAGUUGCCUUGGUCAUGGUGUCUCUUCACAGCAAAAGAACAGUAUCUAAGACAAUAUCCUCGGCAAUCCACCAACUGGGAACCAGACAUUCACACCAGAGAAGGCUCAGUGGUUAAGAGCCUUCACAGGGGCCUGCAGUUUUAGAGAGGAGGCCACCCUCAGAACCUACUACUGCCCAGCCAUGGACUGCUACCUGCUGCUGCUGCUGCUGCUGCUGCUGCUCCUGGGACGAGCAGGCCAAGGCUCAGCUAACAGUCAUCCUGAGGCGCUACAGGCACCGGUGGGGUCAUCCAUUCUAGUGCAGUGCCACUACCGGCUCCAGGAUGUGAGGGCUCGCAAGGUGUGGUGCCGGUUCUUGCAGGAAGGCUGCCACCCACUAGUGACCUCAGCGGUGGACCGAAGAGCUCCAGAAAAUGGGCAUAUAUUCCUCACUGACCUGGGUGGGGGGCUCCUGCAGGUGGAAAUGGUGACCCUGCAGGAAGAGGACACCGGGGAAUAUGGUUGUGUGGUGGAGGGAGCCGCAGGACCCCAGACCCUGCACAGGGUCGCCCUGCUGGUACUUCCUCCAGUUCCUGGUCCAGGAGACGGGGAGGAAACAGAAGAAGAGAAAGAAACCUAUAGAACCGGAACCGGAAGUCUGCUGGAGGACCCUUCCGCAAGUGCUGGGCCUCCCGAGUUCAGAAGGCGUGAGAACAGGGCCGGUGGUCAGCAGCUUCCCUCAGGGCACAGGGCUAAACCAGCCUAUCCCUUUGUGUCUCUCAGUAUCCCCCUGAUCUGGGGUGCUGUGCUCCUGCUGGGCCUGCUGGUAGUAGCUGUGGUGCUGUUUGCUGUGGUGGCCAGAAAGAAAGGGACCAGGCUUGGUGUCUGUGGCCCAUCCCAGAACACUGGAGUUUCAGGCCUGGACCCUUCCUCAGCAGCCCACCAUAGCCAUGACUUUGGACCACCUGCAGACAUACCACAUGUGAGGCUCGACUCACCGCCUUCCUUUGACUCUGUCUACAUGGGCUCUUCUCUUGAUCCACCAUCAAGGAAAGCCCCAGCUCCACCCCCACAGCCCCCUCUGCCUCCUAAGGUUCUGAUGUCGUCCAAGCAUGUGACAUAUGCUACAGUUGUCUUCCCGGGAGGGGACAAAGGUGAAAUAGCCUCCCGUGAGCCAGUUCAGCAUCUCCCAAACAGUCAGACCCCACCCAGUUAAUAAUACACUUUAAUUUAUACACUUGGGAUCGCCCCUGGGGAAUUCUCUGCAGCCCAUCCAACUAACUCUGCCUUUUAUGCACAGAGUAUGUCAGCAAGUGGUGACUCAGAGCUCUGAUCUAGUGUCUUGGUUUGGUGGACACAGGAAGUGGUGCUCAGAUAUGAGUGAGGUGUCUGGAGGGGGGAAGAAUUCUGCUGCUUCCCGGUGCUGGAUCUGCUGUCCCUUACAUAUUGGGCUAAAUAAACCCGGAGGAUGUAUAAGUUC